This is a messenger RNA of Rhineura floridana, 1622 nucleotides long. RefSeq lists its product as uncharacterized. The record is from RefSeq and is a predicted model, not a curated record. The transcript is spliced from 3 exons. Lineage: Eukaryota; Metazoa; Chordata; Lepidosauria; Squamata; Rhineuridae. The coding region runs from base 666 to 1247 and encodes 193 amino acids.
UCCACUUUUUUUCCUGCCCCCUUUCGCUUUCUUCGGGCUCAUAAUCAUCCAGUCCCUGGCAAGGAAUAGCGUGAUUGAUGGUAAACAACCGAAUCAGAACUAGCUUCGCUCUCCCCUCAAACUUUUCCCCCUAUUUUUUUUUAACAUCCACCUUUUUUUAGAGGAGCUUUCCUUUUUGUUUCUUCCCCCCCCCUUUUUUUUUUCCUGCUGUUGUUCAGGAAAAGAUCUGGGAGCAGAACAUACUUGGCGGAGAGCAGAUUAUUCUACUAGUCACACUCUUGGAAGGAGGAGAAGGGACGCCAAGAUGCUAAAACGCUCAUUAUAUGGGGAAAGCAACUGCAGAACCAGGAAAAGAAAUGGCGUUCACCUUUGUGGAAGAAGUUGGCUGUCAUGGCCCGUAGCACCUUAAAACGAGAUAUCCCUCGUAGAGUUUGGGUUCAAGAUCAUGCAAGAUUCUGGUGGGAGACUGCAAUCUGGUGGGAGACUGCAAAGUUCUGCAAUCCUGGUAUGAUGAUCUAUGGCUCGCCAACUUUCAUAUUACGAGGGCAACAUUAUACGAAAUAGCUGGCCUUCUUCGACACCAUCUGGAAAGGCAGGGAACCAAUAUGUGAGAUGCAAUACCAGUGGAGAAGAGGGUUGCUGUGACUGUUUGGUGGCUGGCAACAAUGGAGUGUUACCGGGAGGUAGCGGUGAACUUCGGACUGGGGAAGUCAACCGUGGGAGACAUUGUGGUGGAGGUCUGCCUGGCUAUAGAGCAUGUUCUUCUUUCAAGAACUGUCAAUAUUGGAAAUCAUCAGGAGGUAAUGGACGGCUUCAUGAGAAUGGGAUUUCCACAGGUGAUUGGUGUUGUUGAUGGUUGCCACAUCCCUAUAAUGGCUCCUGCGGGACAGGGCAAGGAAUAUAUCAACUGCAAAGGUUUUUACUCGAUUUUACUGCAAGGGACUUGUGAUCAUACUGGUCGUUUCAUUAACAUUGAGGUUGGCUGGAGUGGGCAAAAUCAUGACUCCUUCGUUUUUCGCAACUCAGCUAUCUUUCAAGCAAUGGAUGCUGGGGUGUUCGUCCCAGGUAACCCCACAACAACAAUCAGGGGGGUUCAAGUGCCUCCAUUCAUCCUUGCAGAUGUUGCCUACCCAAUGCACCGUUGGCUGAUGAAGCCCUAUGGGGGACAUCUGGACAACUUCCAGAUGGCUUGUAACUCCAUCUUAACCGCUGCAGAAAUGUGGUUGAAAGAAGUUUUGGGCGUUUAAAAUCUAGGUAGAGACGUCUUACUGCACGCCUACCUGUCGCAGAGGAAAAUUUUGUAAGUGUUGUGACUUCCUGUGUAGUGCUACACAACAUUUGCAAGAGCAGGGGACAUAUUCUCCACGAGCACUUAGACGUGUCAGAUGAGUUGGAACUUCCGGCAUAUGAGGAGCAGUUCCACAGAAAUGACAAUACGAAUGCGUGCAGGGGGAAUGCGGUUAGAGCUGCUAUCACUCGCUUUAUAAUGGAGAACAAUUUUAAAGUGGAUUUCUUCCUUCAACAUGAAUGUCUGAGUAAUAUGUCCCACCCUCAAUGUUAGAUCAAUGUUAGUUCUCUAUAUUUCCUUUACCUCCUUUCCCCUUGCUCCUCUUUCAAGUGUU